Molecule: messenger RNA, 882 nt
Organism: Talaromyces marneffei
Lineage: Eukaryota; Fungi; Ascomycota; Eurotiomycetes; Eurotiales; Trichocomaceae
Exons: 7
Coding region: 1-882 (293 amino acids)
Biological process (GO): tRNA modification
Molecular function (GO): tRNA guanylyltransferase activity; magnesium ion binding
Source: RefSeq, a predicted model, not a curated record
AUGGCCAACUCAAAAUUUGAAUACGUCAGACUAUUCGAACAACCCGAUAAUCUCAUCCGCGAGACAUGGAUUGUCGUCCGCAUAGAUGGUCGAGGAUUCCAUAAACUGUCAGAUAAAUACAAAUUCGAGAAACCGAAUGAUCGUCGCGCAUUGGAUCUUAUGAAUGCUGCUGCUGUGGCUGUUAUGAAGGAUUUGCCUGAUUUGAUUAUUGCAUAUGGUGUUAGUGAUGAGUAUAGCUUUGUCUUCCAUCCUAAUUGCGAUUUAUUUGAGAGGAGGAGCGCAAAACUCGUAACGACAAUAGUAUCAACGUUUACAGCCUCAUAUGUCCAUCAAUGGCCAUCCUUCUUCCCCGAUAAGCCUCUUGAGUUAUCGAAUCUGCCGACCUUCGAUGGGCGGGCUGUUCAGUAUCCGAAUGCGAGAAUAUUACGCGAUUAUAUGAGUUGGAGACAGGUUGAUUGUCAUAUCAAUAACUUGUACAAUACAACAUUUUGGGCGUUGGUCUUGAAAGGUGGAUUGAGUAACGUCGAGGCUGAGAAGGAGUUGUCUGGCACUGUCUCAUCUGACAAAAACGAGAUUCUAUUCAGCCGUUUCGGAAUAAACUACAACAACGAGGAUGAGAUUUACAAAAAGGGCAGUGUCGUGUAUCGACAGUAUCAACUUGAGGAUCAGCCCCCAACGACAGCACCAUCGACACAAGUGCCAGAAUCGCAAGCAACUACCGAAGUCUCCAAAACACAACAAGAGAAAAUGCGUAAACUACGACGCAAAGCGCAGGUCGUCGUUGAGCAUGUGGAUAUUAUCAAGGAUGAUUUUUGGCAGAGGAGGCCGUGGUUGUUGUCUGGUAAACCCGGAAAAUUGCCUGUAGAAAAUAUCCAGGCAUAA